Molecule: messenger RNA, 1948 nt
Organism: Anolis carolinensis (green anole)
Lineage: Eukaryota; Metazoa; Chordata; Lepidosauria; Squamata; Anolidae
Gene: cfap210
Product: cilia and flagella associated protein 210
Exons: 9
Coding region: 92-1732 (546 amino acids)
Source: RefSeq, a predicted model, not a curated record
GUCGUUUUCCCUAGUUGCCUGGUAACCGCAGGGACGCCGUGCGCGAGGCCUUCGCAGGGAAAGAAAAGGCUGUGUGGGGAGGCCGGAGCAGAUGGGAACGAUGCUGCGGCCCGCGGUGCGCUUCGGGAGGCGCCAAGGGCAAAGCCGAGAGGACACGCCAGAUGAAAAGGAUGAAGUGGAGGGAAUAUUUCUUCCAGUGGGAGUAGAUCUUCAUGAAAUAGCCAUACUGCCCAAGGCAGAAUGGCAAAGGAUUCAAGGCAGCCUCACAGCUCGAGCCAGAGAAGUAGCACAGGCCCGUGCUGAAAGGAAAGAACGGAAAGAGCUACAUUUGAAGUCUCAAGCGCUUGUCAAGAACUGGACCAACACUAUUGCAGGUAUGUCACAAAUGAAAUUGAAAGCCAGAAAAGUGCGGAAAGAAAGGGAAGAGGAAGAGAGAAGAAAGAUUGACCUGGAAGAAGCAAAGUACCAAGCACAAAAACGGAAAGAGUUUAUAGAAAUAGCCAAAAUACAACAAAAUUAUGAAAAUGAGAGAGUGAAAGACUUCAAUAAAGCCUUUUUACUUACUGAAGUCUUAAAGGAAAGAGAUGCGCAGAUUGAAUUUAACAAGAUAAAAGAAAACCUGUACCGCAGUAAGCAUGAAGAAAUGGAAAAGGAGCGUCUAAAAGCUAUAAAGAGAGAGGAGGAAAAGGCCAAGGAACGCCACAGGAAGAGACUAGAGCUUAGCAAGGAGCAGUUAGAACAGAUAAAAGAGCAUGAACAUCAAGCAGAAAUUGACAAGCAAGAAGAGAAAAAAGCAGGGGAAGAGAUCCAGGCACUGGUCAGGCGACAUCAAUUGGAAGUGAUGCAGAAAGAGCAAGAGGAGUACCAGCAAAGACUUAAACGCAGACAGGCAUAUCAGGAGUAUGUUGCUGAUCAGAAAACCCUGAGAGCUAUAGAAAAGCAAAAAGAAGAAGAAGAAGAAGAUAAAAUUCGAAGACAUUAUCAGGCAAAGCGAGCUAUGGCUAAGCUGAAAAGACAAAAGGAAGAGGAACUCGACAGGUUAAUGGAGAUACACAGAGAGAAUAUUACCAACCGCCUCCUGAAGCAGAUGCAAAAGAAAGUUGAGGAUGAAGAUAAGCGUAUCGCAAGAGAGGUUGCAGAAAGAGAAGAGGAGAUUGAGAAUGAACGCAAAGCAAAAGAAGAAAAAAACAACGCUGAUCUCAAAUCCAUCAAAGAGCAUAGGCUUGGUGUGAUAAAAAUGAAGGAAGAGAAAUUGAAACAGGAAAAAAUAGAAGCCCAAGAAAUACUUAAGGGACAGCUAGAAGCAGACCGGGUCUAUCAAGAACUGGAGAAGGACAAGAAACAUAGAUUUUACUGUGCAAAUCUAAAAUUACAAGAAGCUCAUGUUGCGCAAAUAGCUGAAAAAAUUUCGAAAGGAGAACAUGAGAAGCAAGAAGAGCUAGAAUAUGAAAAGCAAAAAGAAUGCAUAGCACUAUGGAAGGAGCAGGAAUUUCAGAAGUAUGCAAAGAAAGUAAUUGAUGAGGCAUCCAAGACAACGCGACAUCUUUACCCUCUUUACCAAGUAGCGAAGGAAGGCGCAAUGAAGGAAUCAAUUUAUCACAGACAACCACCUCCAUCACCUGAUAAGCAUUCUACUAAAUUGCCAUAUAUUGGUGAAAAAGCUCAAGAUAUGAAACUCUUACAUGAACCUGGAUAUGGUGAUACUAAGGCACGACUUGGUUUUACAUGGUAACCCCUGCCUCCUGUUUUCAAUGUUAAAAUGAAGUCCAAAUUAUGGGGGAAAAAAACACAGAAUUGGCAAGCUUAAGAUAAUUAAAUGCAAUGUCUGAAUAUAUAUACAGAAAACUGGAAAAUCAGUAAUUGUAAACAAUGUAUAACAUUUACAAGCAAUUGAAUAGUUUUGUUCUCCUUACAUUUUAAAAUAAAGUUUUUAUCAGUGAUCCAAAAA